This is a messenger RNA of Saccharomyces paradoxus, 6582 nucleotides long. RefSeq names its product COPII coat assembly protein SEC16 (gene SEC16). NCBI's taxonomy places the organism in Eukaryota, Fungi, Ascomycota, Saccharomycetes, Saccharomycetales, Saccharomycetaceae. The coding region runs from base 1 to 6582 and encodes 2193 amino acids. Gene Ontology annotation, cellular component: ER to Golgi transport vesicle membrane; endoplasmic reticulum exit site. Gene Ontology annotation, biological process: autophagy; Golgi organization; COPII vesicle coat assembly. The record is from RefSeq and is a predicted model, not a curated record. The transcript has a single exon.
AUGACACCUGAAGCCAAAAAAAGGAAAAACCAAAAGAAGAAGCUGAAGCAAAGACAAAAAAAGGCUGCUGAAAAAGCUGCUAGUCACAGUGAAGAACCACUUGAAUCACCAGAAAGCACGAUUAGCAUUAGUUUCAAUAAUGGCUCGGCGAAUCAAGCAGAAUCUGACAUGACUUCUAAAUCCGAUGAUCUUCCGGUCUCAUCAUCCACUAAUAUAUCUCCAGCUAAUGAUGCACAACUAGAAAUAUCUGAUACUCAGAAGCUGCGUAAUGAACUGCUCGACGAAUCUGAUCAACAUGAUAUCACUGCGGACUCAGGCGAUUUGCCAAAGAACUCAAUGGUUGAAUGUGACUCUUUUAUCACCCAGACAAAUUCAACUGUGUCCCAAGAAGACAAAAAAAAUGCCCCUGAUUUAUCUUCGAGUGAAUCAUCACUCGAUGUAGUUGCGGCAGAACUCCACGACAAUAAUGAACAUGCCCAGAAAGCUGCUGUAUCCGCUGUGAAAGAGGAUUCUUCCAGUGAAAAAGAGGGCGAAAAUUACGACAGCGUAAUAAUUUCAUCAUCAAACGAUGAUACCCAUCCCCGCUAUAAUCAUUCUCUCUCUUCCGACGUCAGUCUCCUUUCUCCGGAAAUGCCUUCUAGUGGUACGCCAACUUACAAUAUUUCUCUUGAAACAACAGGUAAUGAAAUACAGGACGACAAGGAUUGCAAUGAUAAAGAUAUAAGCUUAAAUACAAGUGAUGAACCUUCUGGAGAGCUCUCAAACGAAGAAGAUGAAGGUUUAAAACUGGAAACGAAUGUAUCAACUGAAGAGAGGAAACAGGACAUUGCUGAUCAAGACAGUACAAACAAAUUGUUUGCACUUAGUACAGAACCAUCUGAGAAUUUAACAAGAAGUUUUGAUAAUGACACUUCUAAAUUGUUUCAAGAUGACGAAGGUAAUCAAAAACUUCCCUGGGAGGAAGAUGCGAAAGAAGAUUUUCACAAUGAGAACAUAAAUGAUACUAAAAAGCCGGCAGAAAACCCUAAAGAACGUGGUGAGGUUUAUGCAAGAAAUGAAGUUUCGAACAAGUCCGACAAUUUUAUAAUCAAUGCGGACAAGAGAUCGCAAUCCGAAGAGAUCUCAGAAGAUAUCUUUCAAGAACACAACAAAGGAGGAGUUGAAGGCCAAAAGUAUUGCACUGAGAAAAAUAUUGAGAAUGAAAGCCAAGAAUUAGCAGGGGAAAGGGAUCAUAAAUUACUAUCGUCUGCUGAAGUUGAUAUUAUAGAACCUCGUAAGGUUAUUCCAGAUGAAACUGAAAAUUUGUUUGCACAGAGUAGUGAAGAGUUGGGAGAAGUCUUACCAUGGGAAUCUGGUAAUAAAAUCACUGACUUAGCAAGCGAAGGGCAAGAGAAACAUGAAGAUCUAUUUGUUGCUUCCGAAAACAAUGAGAAACUUCCUUGGGAAGUUUCUGAGGGCGCACUCUCGUCAGGAAAAACAGAAAACAGCAUGCAAGAUAGUACUGAGAAAAUUACUGAGCAAAAGUUUUCAUUUUUAGAGGAAGACGACGAUCUCUUGGACGAUGACGAUAGCUUUUUAGCAUCCUCCGAAGAAGAAGACACAACCCCUAAUACCGAUAAUACAACAAACUUGACUUCGAAACCGGUUGAAGAAAGAAAAGCAUCACGGUAUGAGCCUAUUAUCGACCAGAAAACAGGAAUGCGCCAAGAGCAAGUUCAAUUCACUAAUACUGCUGGGAUUGUAACACCGCAGCAGAUCCACGGCUUGGCUAAGAGCGUGUUAAAUACGCCCAGCCAACAGGUCAGUGCACCAAACAUGGUCAGUCCUAAGCCUCCUGUCGUAAAAGACAGUCGUUCUAUUUUCAAGAUUAAUGAGGAGAAGAAGAAGUCAGACGCUUACGAUUUUCCAUUGGAAAUUAUUUCUGAAAGUUCCCAGAAGGGUCACGCAAAGCCAGUUGCUGUUCCAACUCAAAGGUUUGGUUCAGCGAAUUCUUUUAGUUCUUUGGAGAAACCAAUCCCACAGAGUAGGAAAGGAUCCAAUAAUUCCAGUAGGCCACCUGUUAUCCCAUUGGGUACACAGAUGCCCCGAUCUUCCAGAACCAACUCAGCAGUCUCGCAAUCUCCCGUCAAUUAUGCUUUCCCUAAUCCAUACAAAGUUCAACAACUACAACAGCCUUCUGUUCAACCAGGUGUGCUUUUACCAAAUACCAAUAUACCUCCCCCGGCCUUAAAAGUGGAGACUGCUACUUCUGUUCCUCCAAUUCGUGCAAGAGGGAUUAGUAAUGCAUCUGUAGGAAGUGCAUCGUCUCUUGGCGCCAGACGUCCAACACAGUACGGCCUCAAUAAUGGGCCGCCUCCGGUUUCGCCAUAUGGCCAAGCUGCCAUAAAUUUACCAACUGCGAAUAAGUAUGCACCUGUUUCGCCAACGAUACAACAGAAGCAAUAUCCGUCAGUGUCACAGAGCCUUGGAACUCCGGCCGCAAAUACCCCUAAUUUUGUGAAAACUCAUAGAGGCCAUACAAGCUCUAUUAGUUCGUAUACGCCAAACCAGAAUGAACAUGCCUCUAGAUACGCACCCAACAACCAACAAUCUUAUCAGGUGCCACAUGCUCCACAGCCUGUUGCUCCUAUAACUGGAAAUCCAAACUAUCCAAACUAUUCAAACCAACCUCGAAAUUCUUAUGCAGCUCCUAUGAUGCCUCAGGCUCAAACUGCGGUAAGCGUCCAACCUCCUACGAACAUUCAAGCGUCUGCUGGUAUUUUACCUCUGGUCACAUUACAUGCCCCUACAAACUUACAACCUCAUGCAAAUAACAUAAUGCCCGCAAAUUUACCGCCUCUUGCAAAUUUACCACUUCCUCAAAAUAUACUGCCAGAAAGUAUUACGCAUCAAGCCAAAAGUAGUGUUGCACCUCCACAGCGGGAAAAUAAUGAGAUGCAGAUAGACAACGAGGCUUUAUUGCAUCGUCAAUUUCCGAUUUUUCAUUGGAGCCCCGCAAGUAAGGUCGUGUACGCAGUUCCAUCCGCUCCUGCUCAAUCGCACUACAUGAUUUCAUCGAACAAUGUACAGGAAAUUAAAGUCACGCCAAUUGAUCAGAUGAUUAAGCCAAACGAUAUGCUCAAAUGCUUUCCAGGCCCUUUGAGUAGUGCCAAAUUAAAGAAAAAGGAUUUAAUCAAAUGGAUGGAAACCACAAUUAAAGCCAUAUCUACAAACGACCCAUCCGCUGAUAUGACUAUAUGGCAACUACUGAAAAUUAAACUUACCGAUAAAGUUAGUUGGGAAGAUAUUUCAAAAUUACUAUACAAUGCUGAUGAGCUUUUAAUGUAUCUAUCCCAACCCUUUCCAAAUGCUGAUAUGGUUCCAAAUGCCUAUAGACUGGAGGUCAAUUGCCAAAUGAGAGUCCUGGCAUUCUUACAAACAGGAAAUCACGAUGAAGCACUUCGCUUAGCUUUGAACAAAAGGGAUUAUGCCAUUGCACUAUUGAUCGGUAGUUUGAUGGGUAAAGACAGAUGGUCUGAGGUCAUUCAAGAAUAUUUAUAUGAAGAGUUUACUGGGGGGCCAAAUGACCAAAAAGUAUUGGCACACUUUCUGCUCCUUAUCUUUCAAGUAUUUGUUGGUAACUCUAAGAUGGCCAUAAAGAAUUUCUACGCUAAUAAGGAGACUAGUCAAUGGGCAUCAGAAAACUGGAAGAGCAUCGUUGCGGCUGUACUCAUUAAUAUCCCAGAAAACAAUGAAGAUCCGCUAUCUAUACCACCUGUUGUUCUCGAAUUUUUGAUAGAGUUUGGUAUAUUCCUUACCAAAAGGGGCUUGACAGCAGCAGCUAGCACAUUGUUCAUUAUUGGUAAUGUUCCGCUUUCUAACGAGCCAGUAAUAACAGAUUCGGAUGUUAUAUUUGAAAGUAUUGGAAACAUGAAUACCUUUGAAAGCGUUUUAUGGGAUGAAAUUUACGAGUAUGUAUUCUCAAAUGACUCUAAAUUUAAAGGAUUUUCCUCUAUUUUGCCACAGAAAGUAUACCAUGCGUCUCUUUUACAAGAGCAAGGUUUGACCAGUUUGGGUACGAAGUAUACCGAUUACCUCGGAUCCUCAAUUAGAAAACUGCCCAAAAAAGAUGCUCUAACGAUGAAUCUCACUCGCGAGUUGAGUGAAGUGGUUAGUAGACUCUCCGAAUCCAAUACAGGAUGGCUUGCAAAACCAAAACUAAGCAGCGUCUGGGGUCAGUUAGAUAAAUCCUUCAAUAAGUAUAUUGGCGGCGAUGAUAUUGAUGCACUGAGUAAAAAAGACGAUAAGAAGAAAGUUUUUGAUGGAUUCACGCCAGGUUCUUCUGCCAAUUCGUCAACUGUAGAUCUUACCCAAACAUUUACACCUUUCCAAGCUCAAGUCACUUCACAAAGCUAUGUGGAUACUACAGCUCUUUUACAUAAUGCUCACAACGCACCAAGCCACAGCGUGCUGCAUUCAAAGCCUUCCCAUGUGUCAAAAGGAUUGGUUGAAGCAAACUUACCGUAUACGCAUAGGAUCGGUGAUAGUUUGCAAGGAUCCCCACAGCGCAUUCAUAAUACACAGCACGCUACCGUUGAACCUCAAAUGGCUUCUUUAAGAAGGGUUAGAACAGAUCAGCAUACAAGCGAAAAGGCUUUGAAGAGUCAACAAAUUUUGGACAAGAAAUCCACGGCCUACACCCCCCAAUUUGGACAAAACCAUAGCAUUCCAAUGGAAAAGUCUAACUCGAAUGUACCACCUUUGUUUGCUGACUUUGCGGCUCCACCUAAACUCGGAACAGUGCCAUCUAAUUAUGUGUCUAGCCCCGACUUAGUAAGAAGGGAGUCUAUCAUAUCUACUGGAUCAGAUUUUCUUCCUCCCCCCAAAAUCGGGGUAUCUGCUAAAACUAAUUCCUCGCAAGGAUCACUUAUGUAUUCACCAAGUGUGGAAGCUCUACCUAUCGGCCCUGUCGUACCACCAAGUCAUGAUAAAGAAUACAAUGAUUCUGGUAACAAAUAUCCUCAAAAAAACACGCUUGAACAUGAUUGUCACAUGUCAGAGAAUAAUAGUAAUACAGACCAAAAUACAUUAAAAGACAGUGCAAAUGUUACGGACGGAACAAUGGAUAUUGAAGAACCUGGCUUUAAUGAUGGAAAGAAUCCUGUUACUAUGGAGGCCAACCAUCACCCUGCCCCCCCAGUAAAUCCUCCUCAAACUGUAGGAAGCGAUGUUCAGCCAAUCCUUGAAUCUAAUGAAGAUGUCCAAAGUAAUGAUGCAUUGGAAACGGAAAAUUCACUCCUCUCGAAUGGAAAUGGAGAAAAUGGCGAGGAACAGCCAGAAAAUAUUUCGAAGCCGACACCGUCAGCAUAUUUACCACCAUCUGAUGGAGUGUUAUUGGAAAACAAAUCACUUACUCAGGAUGAAAAUAGUAUUCCAGAAAUAGUACCAUCCACACAUUUACCAUCAGCAGAAAAGGUUUCAAUAGGAAAUAAGCCAAUUUCUCAGAAACAAGAUGUUCCGGGAAAUGUUGACAUGAAAGUGCUCAAACCUGUCGAGCAACAUAUGUCACCCCCAACCCCAAGAAGUACCGACGCAACCAAAAUGCACUACUCACCAUACAUGCCUCAAGCUGCUGCCGCUAGUGCAAAUGGCGAUAUGCCAACUAUUCUGAAAACAUCGCCCGCUAUUUUUGCAAGAUCCCCUCAGACGCAUGCAUCCACCCCAUCACCAUACUUUCCUCUAGCCAAUAAAACAAACGAAACUUCUCCGUUCGCAUUAUCUGAAUCUAUGUCUCAGUCGCAAAGUAACGGCGAUGCUUCAGAGAAUAGAUUCAGUCCAAUAAAGAAAGCCGAAGUCGUCGAGAAAGAUACUUUUGAACCUACCAUUAGGAAGGCUGCAACCAACCAAUAUAGAGCUUUCAAACCGUUAGAGUCAGAUGUAGACAAAUACAACGACGUCAUCGAGGAUGAAUCUGAUGACGACAAUGUAUCUUCCGAUGAAGCAAAAAAGAGAAAAGAAGAAAAUAUGAAUGUGAAUAUGAAGAAUGAAUCAAAAUCCAGUAACAAGGAUAUGGAUGACAAAUCCAAUGGUUGGUUUGGUUGGUUGAAGAAAGAUACUAGUGACAAAAAAGUUUAUAAAGCCAAAUUAGGCCAUAAGAAUACGCUGUACUAUGAUGAAAAAUUGAAACGUUGGGUGAAUAAGGAUGCAACCGAAGAAGAAAAACAAAAAAUUAUCGAAACUUCGGCACCUCCACCUCCUCCAAUAGUCAAACGUAAGGAUGGCGGCCCAAAGACAAAGCCACGUUCAGGCCCUAUCAAUAAUUCCAUGCCUCCAAUAAAUGCCACUUCAGUUAUACCGAACAACCCAAUCACUGGCGAGCCUUUGCCGAUUAAAACAUCUCCUUCUUCGGCAGGACCUCAUCCAGACAAUUCCCCGUCGCCAUCCUCUCCCAUACCAAGGGCUUCUGGCAUAAACCUGACUGGUAAAAAGGCGAACGGCUUGGAUGAUCUAUUAAGUUUGGCAGGAGGACCCAAACCAGCAAGUACGAGAAGGAAGAAGAAAACAGCGAGAGGCUAUGUUAAUGUAAUGGAUAAUAUACAAUAA